Molecule: messenger RNA, 873 nt
Organism: Aspergillus aculeatus ATCC 16872
Lineage: Eukaryota; Fungi; Ascomycota; Eurotiomycetes; Eurotiales; Aspergillaceae
Exons: 3
Coding region: 1-873 (290 amino acids)
Biological process (GO): mRNA splicing, via spliceosome
Cellular component (GO): catalytic step 2 spliceosome; precatalytic spliceosome; U2 snRNP
Molecular function (GO): RNA binding
Source: RefSeq, a predicted model, not a curated record
AUGAAUAACAUCCGCCAAGUUCAAGCGCUGAACAAGCGCGAGCUUGAAAAUGCCGUACCCCCAGAAGCCUCCUGGCACGCUGACUAUCGCGACACCGCCUAUAUCUACAUCGGAGGACUGCCUUUCGACCUGUCCGAGGGCGACAUCCUCACGAUCUUCUCGCAGUACGGCGAGCCGGUCCACAUCAACCUCAUCCGCGACAAGGACACCGGGAAGAGCCGGGGUUUCGCAUUCCUCAAGUACGAGGAUCAACGCAGCACGGAUCUCGCGGUCGAUAACCUGGGCGGUGCCACCGUGUUAGGGCGGGUCCUGCGCGUGGACCACACGCGCUACAAGCGACGGGAUGACGAGGAGGAGACGGACAACGUCGCGAGACUCAUGGGGGAGGAUACGGCCGGUGGAAAGGCCGUCGAUGAUCGAGAUACCGAUGACGAGCGGACGACAAGACGGAAGCGACGCACCAGCGAACCACGAGAAGAGGAGGCCCGCAGACGCCCGAAGCUCAAGGAGGAACUCGAGUUGGAGGAGCUGAUCAGGACCCAUGACGAGGAGGAUCCGAUGAAGGAGUUCCUCAUCGAGGAGAAGAAGGAAGAGGUGGCGCGUGCGCUGGAGAGGACACGAGCGAUUGAGAAGAAAUCCUCGCGCAGGCGAGACAGCCGCGAGAGAUCGAGCCGUCACCACCGUUCUCACCGUCGCCGAAAGGAGGCCUCGGGAUCGCCGAUCGCCCGCGAGGGAAUCUCGAUCGCACAGAGACCGCCGCUCGACGUCCAGGAGAAGAGACAGAUCCUACAGAAACAGAACGCCGGUCGCGUCCAGAUCACCCGAGCCGAGGCGCAACAGGGACCGAGAAGACCGUUAUCGUUAGAUGUCUAA